AUGGCUGCGCCCAGCAAACCACACCAUUUCCGGUGAAGGAAGGACUGUCCUGGUUCCGCGGUCCCCUCGGUCAUGGCGCUCCGGGCGCGCCUCUGGGAAUUGCUGCCCGUUUGCAGGAGCCCCGGACAGGGGGCGGCGCUGGCCUCCAGUUCCAGGCUGGCCGCUAACCCUGCAGCGGACCCUCAGGAAAACGGAGCCGUGGCCCCUGAAUUUACCAACCGAAACCCUCGGAACCUGGAGCUCUUAGCUGUGGCCCGGAAGGAACGGGGCUGGGGGACCGUGUGGCCCUCCCGUGAAUUCUGGCACAGGCUACAGAUUAUAAAGACUCAGCAUCAUGUAGAAGCAUUCGUUGAGCACUGCAGCGGUCAGGUGGUGGUGUCGGCAUCCACCCGUGAGUGGGCAAUCAAGAAGCACCUUUAUAGCACCCGGAACAUGGUGGCCUAUGAGAGUGUCGGUCACGUGCUGGCCAAGCGCUGCUUGGAAGCAGGAAUCAACUUUGUGUUCUACCAGCCCACACCUUGGGACACAGCGUCACAUUCGUUGAAACGGCUACAGAAUGCUCUGACAGAAGGUGGUCUGGUGCUUGAGGAGCCUCGAAGAAUCUAUGAAGGAAAACCGUGAAAGCAGAGUGACGGAUGAGUAAAUAACUCAGCUGUGGCAGUCCUCAGAAGAACCAUUACAGGGGCCGGAGAGAUAGCAUCUCGGUAGAGCGUUUGCCUUGCUUGCGGCCGGCCCAGGACAGACAGUGGUUUGAUUCCCGGCA
Molecule: messenger RNA, 763 nt
Organism: Suncus etruscus (white-toothed pygmy shrew)
Lineage: Eukaryota; Metazoa; Chordata; Mammalia; Eulipotyphla; Soricidae
Gene: MRPL18
Product: mitochondrial ribosomal protein L18
Exons: 4
Coding region: 73-621 (182 amino acids)
Biological process (GO): translation
Cellular component (GO): ribosome; mitochondrion
Molecular function (GO): structural constituent of ribosome; 5S rRNA binding
Source: RefSeq, a predicted model, not a curated record